Dermacentor andersoni is the source of this 708-nucleotide messenger RNA. RefSeq lists its product as uncharacterized. NCBI's taxonomy places the organism in Eukaryota, Metazoa, Arthropoda, Arachnida, Ixodida, Ixodidae. The record is from RefSeq and is a predicted model, not a curated record.
UGGGGGCCGCGCAGCGUGCUGUCCCUGGUGCAGGACGUCGUGGUUCUGCGCACGCACGACUUGUCUCCGGCGCCGGCGGACGCAGCCGCCUGCCCGAUGCCGUUCGCCCUGGGAGGCGCGACGAGGGCGCCGAGCCUGUCGCGGCUGCUGGCCGACGUGAGCGAGGCGCUGCCGGACUUUGAGCGGUCGCUCGCGCCCCGGCUGCUGUUCAGCGUCACCUGCGAGGCGACCAGCUACUUCCUCAACUCGUCCGGCGCGUUCCACGAAGGCGACCCCGCGGUCAAGAUCACCACCGGCUCAAGCUACUGGCAGAUGUGCGAGAUGGCCGCCAAGCUUGGCUACGACCACCACUACUCGCCGCACGGAGACUGCCACGUGGUGCACAAGGACCGCUUCUGGCAGGCCGGCCUCGGACCCAACUCGACGCGCCUGUUCGACGCCACGCGCCGAUUCGCGGGCGCCGUGCUGUUCGCGAUGCACGCCGACGACGCCAGGGGUCGCUGCGGGGAGCCCCACGCGCUGACCAAUCACGUGCGGCGCUCUCUCGACCGUUUCGCGGGGCCCCCUGUCGCCGCUCGCGAGCACUGAAAGCAGUGGCUGGAGGCCUUUCUUACGAUGCUAAGAAUUGUCGAGUUAUUUGUAUGUUUGUGCUUUUACAGUUGUGUCCUGGAACAAGUGUAUAUGAUUGCACAUGAAUGAAACGAGGUG